UGUUAAAUUUGCUAUGCCUCCAAAACGCAAACGUGUCGUUUUGAAAGUUGAGCAGAAGCUUGAUAUCAUUCGUAGGCUAGAGAAUGGUGCUACGCAAGCGAGAAUUGCAGAAGAAUUCGGGAUAGGAACCAGUACAGUCUCUGAUAUUUUUAAACAGAGAGACACACUCAAGAAAUUCGUUUCUGAAACCGCAGUGUUUGAGGUCGCUGCAAAACGCAAGGUGAUGAGGUCUGCAAUUAACGAAGCCGUGGAUCAAGCAACUUACUGCUGGUUUCUUCAGCAGCGUGCUAGCAAUACGCCCCUUUCUGGCGAAUUUAUUAAAGCACAGGCGCUAAAAUUCAACAAAAUCUGUCUUCGUGACGGCACUGGCGGGAACCCAGAUUUCAAGGCAUCAUGUGGAUGGCUACAGAAGUUCAAGGAGCGGCAUGGAAUCCGUGGUCGAUCCGUGCAGGGGGAAAUUCUCUCUACAAAUCCGCACGCAGUUGACUUAUUCCUCAACCAACUUGAAGAAAUCAUUGCCGAUGGAGAACUCUCUAGGGAGCAGAUUUAUAACUGCAAUGAGACAGGCUUGUAUUUUAAGGUAUUGCCACACCGCACGCUCGUUGGACCGAGAGAGAAGACAGCACCAGGGAGCAAGAAGAGCAAGGAUCGCCUCACUCUCCUGGCAACGUUCAAUGCCACUGGUACCCACAAAUUGCCCCUCUUGCUGAUCGGCAAAUCGAAGAAACCAAAAUGUUUCAAGAAUGUCAACAUGGCUGCCCUUCCUGUCACCUACAAAAACCAGAAGAACGCAUGUAUGGAUAGCGAUAUCUUCAACCAGUGGUUCAAACACUAUUUCGUUCUUGCUGUUCGCCGCCAUCUGACACUGAAAGGUCUUCCAGCAAAGGCAAUUCUGCUCAUAGACAACUCCCAUUUGCAUCCAUAUGCUGGAGAGAUGACAUCAGAAGAUGGUCAAAUCCGAUGCGUCUUUCUACCACCCAAUACCGCUCCACUCUUGCAGCCUAUUUACCAGGGAAUUCUGGAGACGACAAAGAGAAUCUACCGCAAGAACCUCGUCAAAAAGAUCCUCUCUGAGCCUGACAAUUCCAGCGAAGGCAUCUUGAAUUUCAUCAAAUCCUUAACAAUCAAGGACGCAGUCUACAUGUCAGCUGAAGCAUGGAAUGCUGUCAAAGCUAACACAAUCAGCAAGUGUUGGCGGAAGCUAAAUCUUGGUCUAGAAGCAGCACAUGAUCAGGCGACAGAGGUUGGGGCUACACAACAAGAAUGUGCGGGAUGA
Messenger RNA from Priapulus caudatus, 1276 nucleotides. Its product is annotated as jerky protein homolog-like. Gene Ontology annotation, molecular function: DNA binding. The coding region runs from base 14 to 1276 and encodes 420 amino acids. NCBI's taxonomy places the organism in Eukaryota, Metazoa, Priapulida, Priapulimorpha, Priapulimorphida, Priapulidae. The record is from RefSeq and is a predicted model, not a curated record. The transcript has a single exon. Gene Ontology annotation, cellular component: nucleus.